AUGUCAUUUUCUGCAUCUCAACUUUUUGAUCUCUCAGGACGAGUGGUUCUAGUGACGGGAGGUGGCACAGGAUUAGGAAAGAUAUUCACCAAGACUUAUGUUGAGAAUGGUGCAUCAAAGGUUUUCAUUACUGGUCGUAGAAUAGACAAGUUGAAGGAGACAGCGGACGAAAUCAAUAGUCUUGGUCAUUCUGGGGUCGUGGUUCCUAUUGUAGGAGAUGUAGCGUCUAAAGAUGGAAUUAAAGAUCUUAUUAGAGAUAUCAAUGCUGCUACCGACACUCUAGAUAUUCUUGUCAACAAUGCCGGAAUUCUCAGUCCAGUUGAGUCUCCUCGUACCGGAGCCUCGAUUGAUGAGUUGGAAUCACCUGAAGAGUAUGCUACUCGAGUAGCAGAGGGUAAUUACGACGGAUGGGUAGAUUCGGUAAAAAUAAACAGUAUUGCACCUUAUUUCCUCACAAUUGGCCUACUACCAUUGUUGGCAGCUGCCGCAAAGAAAGGAGAGGGUCGGGGAAACGUUAUUGUCGUCACAUCUAUUGCUGGUCUUAGUUACUCUACACCCAUGCCAGCUUCCUACCAGUCAUCCAAGGCUGCGGCUAUAAGUGUUACCAAGGGUCUAUCAACAAGGCUUUCUCCUUAUGGCGUUCGAGUUAAUUCUGUUGCACCAGGAAUUUUCCCCACAGAUAUGUCAGGUGGUCUUCUAAGUGAGAAGUUAAAGCAGACUAUACCUAUGCAAAAGUUUGGUGAACCUGAAGAGAUAGCUGGACUUGUGUUGUACCUGUCAUCGAAAGCCGGUAGUUAUUCCCAUGGAACAAACCACGUCAUUGAUGGUGGUCGUCUGUUAACUGUUCCAGCUUCUUAA
This is a messenger RNA of Sugiyamaella lignohabitans, 858 nucleotides long. Its product is annotated as oxidoreductase. The record is from RefSeq and is a predicted model, not a curated record. Bases 1 to 858 code for a protein of 285 amino acids. Lineage: Eukaryota; Fungi; Ascomycota; Dipodascomycetes; Dipodascales; Trichomonascaceae. The transcript has a single exon.